AUGCCUGUCCAGACACAAUUCUUGGGCCGGGAACAGGAAUUAUCCCAGAUAUCAGCGAUUUUAGGCCUUGAUACCAGCAGAGCCUCUCUUGUUAUAUGGGGGUUAAGUGGGUCCGGGAAAACACAGCUCUCGGUGCGCUAUGCUACAAGCAUGCUACGGCUGUAUGAUUCGGUGAUAUGGAUCGACAGCUCGACUUCUACAUCGAUUCAACAGUCGUUCGAGACGUUUUCAUCACGUUUACCCGGACACAGUCACGAUGAAUCAGCGACCGAUAAAGGUCUUGAAUGGCUGGCAAAUGGCUCAAACCGAUCUUGGAUCAUGGUUUUCGACAACAUCCCAGGAGCCUUUGAUGCUGAUUCCUCCGAAACCACAGACAUUAGAAAUUAUUUCCCUCGCUGUGAGCAUGGCCACAUGUUGCUGCUGACGACAGCAUCUGAUCUACACUUGCGCUUAGGCAUGUCUGCUAUACAUUUGAAGGGAGUAGAUGACUCCACGGGAUCGAAGAUUUUGCUACGAACUGCGGGAAUCAAAGCGCCUGGAAGCUCUGAACUUCUCGCCCAGUCUACUUCUCAGAAGCUAGGAGGUCUGCCACUCGCCCUCGAACAGGCCGGUACAUUUUUGUCAUAUGGUAUCGUUUCAUUACAAGAUUUCAAUAAUCAUUUUGAGGCACGGUUUGUCGAGAAGGUGCUCAAAACUCCCGUGAAGAAAUACGUGGGAACUUAUGAGAAAGGGAGAACUCUAUGGUCCGUUUUCCAAAUGGCAUACGAUGCUCUGAAGCAAAGAAGUCCGGAUGCAGUCAAGCUACUUCAUAUUGCAACAUUCUUGAGUCCAGAAUGUAUGCCGUUGGUAUUCCAAAACUCGAAAUCUCAGGAGUCUUCAGAUUUUACUCCAAAGACGCCUUUAAUCCCCCGCAGCCUGACAGAAGCACAGCUGUCCGGCCUCAGAACUUGGAUAAAAAGCCUUUUCUCUGAUAUUGAGAAAUUUGCGAGAGCUAUCGAUGCACUUGAAUCAUCCGAAUUCAUCAGAACAGAGCGACAUUCACAAGACACCUACGUCAAGAGCUGUGAUAUACAUGACUUGGUUCCAGGCAAGGGAACUGUGCAGCGUGCCGGGACCCUGAUGCUGUAUGAGGAAGAGAUUGAGAAGCUCUACAAUGAUGCCGACAAGCUGGCGCAGUUAGAUGCCACCCAGCUACCUGGACCCGGCGGAGUGGAUGAUGCUGCACAGGUUGCAGAGUAUGUCAAGACAACGAUCGCGUCCAUCACAGGCUGGAAGCCCGAGGACCUGUCUGAUGAAGCAAACUGGUUCAACCUUGGCCUGGAUUCGCUGCAGACCAUCACAGCGACCCGCGUUCUUAAGCAGGGAUUAGAUCUGCCCACCCUUGCCCCGAACGUGAUUUACUUGAACCCGACCAUCUCAGACCUUACCCACGCGCUCCAAAACCUUCACAAGAACACAGAAGAGUCCAUUGAGACUAGUAAGAAAACAUUGCUCCAAGCACGGGAUCAGCUGCUAGCCGAGCUGGUUGGCAAGCUCAAGAUUGAGGGAGUGAACGCCUCUGGAGAACGUCCAGCCAUUCAUACGGUUAUCCUCACUGGCUCCACAGGGCAGUUGGGCACAUACCUCCUCAACACCCUGGUUGAAGCCCCCGAUGUCGAGCACGUAUACUGUCUCGACUGCGAUGAGCGAGCUCGCGACCGACAACGAGAUCGCAGAGCGGCCUACGGUUUAGGCCCUCUGGACGAGAGCAAAGUCACUUUCUGGAAAGCCGACCUUAGCCAGACCAAUCUCGGACUCCAGAACGAAAAGCUACAAGAUUUGCAGCACAAUUCGACUCUGAUUAUACACAACGCCCGGCCCGUCAACUUCAACAUCUCACUGUCAUCUUUCAAGCCGCAGCUCGAGGGCGUCGUCAAUCUCAUCAAUUUCAGCCACCAGUCCACCCGCUCUGCACGCCUGCUCUUCAUCUCCUCCAUCAGCUCUGUUCUCGGCCACCGCGCGGAGUCCGACAGCAUCCGCGAGGAAACCGUUACCACCAGCACCCCAGCGCCAAACGGAUACGCCAACAGCAAGUACAUCGCCGAGCACCUGGUCAGCCACGCGGCUCAAAAGGGUCUUUCUCGCCCAGCAUAUGCCCGCGUCGGCCAGGUGGCCGGGCCCAUCCGACAAGCCGGCUUGUGGAACAAGGCUGAGUGGUUCCCCAGUCUCGUGCUGAGCUCACUCCGAUUAGGUGCCCUUCCUGAUAGUCUCGGGUUGGCUUUGGAUAACAUUGACUGGGUGCCAAUCGACCUUCUUUCCGAGAUCCUGGUCGAACUAGCCUUUGAUACGAAGAAAGGGCCGAGUGUCUACCACCCACUGAACCCGCACCCGAAGACAUGGCAGGAGAUUCGGCCUAUCGUCGCCGAUGCCCUUAAGGCAGCUACGGGGAAGAUCGUGGACACUGUUCCCUUCCGUGACUGGGUACAGAGGGUUCGGCGAGAUGCGGAGGCUGCUAGCCAGGGCACCAAGAAAUUGGGUGAAAAAGAAUUGCUGCUUCAUUUGGCUAGUAACCCUGCUGCAAAGCUGAUCGACUUUUUUGAGGGCCUGAUGGCUCAGACCACGCCCGAAAGUCCGUUAGAGACGGUGGCUACUGCUGCUGUUAGUGAGAAAUUCGGUGCGGUGCAGGCGGUUCAGCCGGAGUGGAUCCAGAAAUGGGUUCGGGAAUGGUUAGCAUAG
This is a messenger RNA of Penicillium chermesinum, 2715 nucleotides long. Its product is annotated as NRPS-like enzyme. NCBI's taxonomy places the organism in Eukaryota, Fungi, Ascomycota, Eurotiomycetes, Eurotiales, Aspergillaceae. The transcript is spliced from 3 exons. The record is from RefSeq and is a predicted model, not a curated record. Gene Ontology annotation, molecular function: ADP binding. The coding region runs from base 1 to 2715 and encodes 904 amino acids.